Ostertagia ostertagi is the source of this 342-nucleotide messenger RNA. Lineage: Eukaryota; Metazoa; Nematoda; Chromadorea; Rhabditida; Trichostrongylidae. The record is from the annotation of a GenBank genome assembly.
AUGUAUGCCAUAAAGCGAGCAGAGAAACAAGAGGCGAGCGAGAAUAUCAUGUACGGUCUGGACAAAUGUUCUCAAGAGGAAAUUGAGCAUGCGGCACGUCUCGCCAACAUUCAUGAUUUUAUCAAUAGCCUUCCUGAGCAAAAGGUGCACUGUUGUCGGGCGGUCAAAAGCAGCGGAUCGCCAUCGCUCGUGCUAUUGUCAGAGAUCCGAAGAUAUUUACUCCUCGAUGAAGCCACCAGUGCUCUGGAUACAGAGAGUGAAAAGGUUGUGCAAGAAGCAUUGGAUCGAGCACGACUAGGAAGGACUUGCCUAGUGAUAGCUCAUCGGUUAUCAACCAUACAG